AUGAAGCAAGCUAAGUUUUGUGUGGAAAACACUGGCAAAGUUAUCACAUGCAGAGCAGCCAUUGCCUGGACAAGUAAUGCUCCCUUGUCUAUUGAGGAAGUGGAAGUUGAUCCACCAAAGGCUGGAGAGGUUCAAAUUAAGGUUAUAUCUUCAGGGAUUUGUGGUUCAGACAAUCACAUAAUAAAUGGAACAUACCCAGUACCUUUACCUGCAAUUAUGCAUGAAGGAGCUGGGGUGGUAGAAAGUAUUGGAGAAGGUGUGAGUACUGUGAAACCAGGAGAUAAAGUUAUAUUGACUAUUCUACCUCAAUGCCAUAAAUGUGACUCCUGCUUACUUGAAAGAAGAUAUGUUUUCUCCAUUGGACUGAUGCUUGAUGGUACCACCAGAUUUACAUGCAAAGGAAGAAAAGUGCAUAAUAUUUUGGGGACAAGCACAUUCACUGAAUACACCGUGAUGCAUGAAAUUUCAGUAGUAAAAAUUGAUGAUGAUGAUGCACCCUUGGAGAAUGUCUGUAUAUUAGCCUGUGGAUUCCCCACAAGCUAUGGAGCUGCUGCACAGGUGACUCCUGGUUCUACUUGUGUUGUCUUUGGGCUUGGAGGUGUUGGUUCUGCAGUUGUUCUUGGGUGCAAAGCAGCUGGUGCUUCCAGGAUCAUUGGUAUUGAUAUCAAUGAAGGGAAAUUUGAGAAGGCAAAAGCUCUUGGGAUCACGGAUUGCCUUAAUCCUCAAAACUUUAAGAAGCCCAUCCAGCAGGUGGUGAUGGAAAUUACUGGCCUUGGUGCUGAUUUUACCUUUGAAGCUAUUGGGUCUACUGACACCAAGGUUGCUGCUCUGGAAUCCUGCAAUAGUUAUGGUGUCUGUGUUAUUAUUGUAUCACCAGCAAAAUCCCAGCUCUCUUUUGACCCAAUCAAGCUACUAUCUGGUAGGACGCUAAAAGGGUGCUUGAUAGGAGAGUAUAAAACUAGAGACUGUAUUCUUUUAUUAAUGGAUGAUUACAUGAAGAAGAAAAUUGACAUGUAUUCAGUAAUAACCCAUAAAAUGCCUUUCAUCAAAAUCAAUGAAGGGUUUGAACUCCUCCAAUCAGGAAAAUGCAUUUGCUGUGUCCUGUUGUUCUGAGGUCAAGGGGAAUGGUAAUGCAAUGUCACCCUACCUUACUAGACUGUCAUCCUCCUGGGACUUCAUAUAUAUCAGGUACAAGAGUACCUUCUUAGAAGGGCAAGAAAUGUAAUAAACUACUUCUAAACAC
This is a messenger RNA of Sarcophilus harrisii (Tasmanian devil), 1243 nucleotides long. Its product is annotated as alcohol dehydrogenase 1-like. Gene Ontology annotation, biological process: retinol metabolic process; retinoic acid metabolic process. The record is from RefSeq and is a predicted model, not a curated record. NCBI's taxonomy places the organism in Eukaryota, Metazoa, Chordata, Mammalia, Dasyuromorphia, Dasyuridae. Gene Ontology annotation, cellular component: cytosol. Gene Ontology annotation, molecular function: all-trans-retinol dehydrogenase (NAD+) activity; zinc ion binding.